Schistosoma rodhaini is the source of this 513-nucleotide messenger RNA. NCBI's taxonomy places the organism in Eukaryota, Metazoa, Platyhelminthes, Trematoda, Strigeidida, Schistosomatidae. The record is from the annotation of a GenBank genome assembly.
AUGUUUUAUGUAAUCCACGAAAUUGAAUAUCUCCAUGACCGUAUUGUGAAUUCCUUCUUAUUUCAGUUGAAGUUGGAAUUACUGAUUGUACAAGAUAGUUAUACGAUGAUGACAUUUGCAUUCACCGAUGUGUUCACAGAAACCGGUCAGAAUCACUCUCAUUGCAUGUAUCAAAACCUCAAUGACUCACUUGUUCUCAGUGGACUCAUCCUAACAUUGAUCGGUGUAGUUUUUGGAUUAAUAAUAAUACUCGUUAGAAAACUACAUUCUACAUCUACACUGAACAUUUUCUUCAUGGUUAUAACCAUGAUAAUUUUGUUUGUUGGUGUUGUUUUACUAAUGUCACGUGAAAAAUGGCUUGACACUGCACAAGCUUGUUUUACAAGGUUCAGCCUGGAUUUGUUGUUGGUGCAUAAUGUUUAUUGUGAGUCUGUUCACAGCAUACUAUCUGAAUGUGCACGACAAACAAGAAGGCUGCUCUAUAUCAUACUUAUUUUUUGUAUGGAUUUAUGA